This is a messenger RNA of Manduca sexta (tobacco hornworm), 2287 nucleotides long. RefSeq names its product peroxidase. Gene Ontology annotation, molecular function: peroxidase activity; heme binding. The transcript has 12 exons. NCBI's taxonomy places the organism in Eukaryota, Metazoa, Arthropoda, Insecta, Lepidoptera, Sphingidae. Gene Ontology annotation, biological process: response to oxidative stress. Bases 28 to 1959 code for a protein of 643 amino acids. The record is from RefSeq and is a predicted model, not a curated record.
CUGGCUCAUCACUCACGCGAGUUCGCCAUGUGGAGAUUGUUGCUGCUGCCGCACCUGGUGCUCAGCCAGGUGUUAUACGAUGCGUACUUCGGCAAGCCAAUCACUAACGAGAGGAACAGCACGCUUGCUGCCCUUAAUAUUACUGGACCGUGUACAAUAAGCGUGGAACCAUGCAGGGAGCACGAGGGUCGUCGAGUAGAUGGAACCUGCGUCAAUCCGAAAUACCCAUCGAGGAAUGGAUCUCCAACCCCACUGCUUCGAAUGCUACCAGCUAGGUUUGGACUCGGCAAUACACUAAAACCCGCCAUGAAUGGAUCCAUGCUGCCUUCAGCUCGUCUACUACGCACCAAGAUACUGAGCGAUGGCUUCCCUGAAGACCAUGACUUCAAUACGCUGGCCACGCAUAUAUUUGUGUUUUCUAUCGUGGACUCAGUGGACUUGACUGUAUUAUUGCGUUACGCUGUCGUCAGCGAUUGCUGCCUAGGCAACACUCCCAACCGUGUGGACCCCACUUGCAUCCCAAUCCCGGUGCCGCAGGACGACCCGUAUCUGCGCCGCACUGGCAUCCGCUGCAUGAACCUCACCAGGUUCACUACCUUUCAAGAACUGGGUUGCAUCCCGCACAGCCUGCCCGCUGAGCGAUACGCUCUCCCAACUCCCCUGGAAGAUCUCUCUAUAGUCUACGGAUACACAAGCACAAGGGAGCGUCAGAUCAGAACAUACGAAGGUGGACUAUUGAAAUCAGAUUUUAGAGACGGCCUGGAGCGACCUCCGGGCACGGCGCUAUCCUGCGCCAACAACAGGAGACCCAUCGAAAACGCUUGCUAUGAAUUUGGUGACUCAUACGACGGGAACGUCCUUUCUGGCAUCUACCUGACCGCGACUUGGUUCUACCGAGAGCACAACCGUCUAGCGAGAAGACUGGCUGAGAUCAACCCGUGUUGGGGCGACCAGAAGCUGUUCGAGACCGCGCGGCAGAUCAACAUCGCGCAGUGGCAGUACAUGCUUUAUUAUGAGCUGAUGGCCGACAUUUUAGGUAAAAAGAACGCCCUGGCAACUGGCAUUAUAUAUGACACACAUGACUAUGUGAAUGACUUCGAUGCGCGGUACAAGCCGGGAGUGUACCACGAGUACGUUGUUGGCGCCAGAUGGUUCCACACAUUCCAGGACGGGAGGACUGAUUUGUACAGCCGAAGCGGUCAGUACCUCGGCACGCGGACUACCGUGGACGAUGAGCUUCGGAGCGGGAUACUCGAAGUGAACAACACCGAGUCGGACUUGACACAAGGCUCCUUUAGACAGCCCGCCGCCAAGUUCGACUAUGUUAUAGAACCAGAUUUAGCAGAGCGUGUGCUAGGCGAGCUGCAGGCUGCGUCGGAUCUCAGCGCCAUCGACAUCAUGAGGGGCCGCGACGAGGGUCUGCCGCCAUACAACGAGUACCGAAAAAUCUGCGGCCUGCCCUACGCGCACAAGUUCUCUGAUCUAAAAGAUACCAUAUACCCUGAUAAACUAGAGCAACUUCGUCGCAUAUAUGACGAUGAGGUGGACGACAUGGAGCUUAUGGUGGCGAUAUACAGCGAAAAGCUGAUCGAGGGCGGCUGGGUGGGACCCACUUUGUUCUGCAUCAUGGCCAGGAAUCUGGUGCAGUGGAGGAAAUCGGACAGAUUCUUCUUCGAGCACGGAGAUACACCAACCGCGUUGACCUUGCCUCAACUGAAUGAAGUGAGGUCGACCAGCGUCGCAAGACUCCUUUGCGAUAACGGCGACAGAGUGGAAAUGAUACAACCCAGAGCUCUUCGUAACGUGGGCAAGGGGAAUGAGCUGGUCUCGUGCAAGCACAUCCCUGGUAUGGACCUGUCGAAAUGGCAAGAUCAGAAAUGUCAUCAUGAUGCCAAACAACAUGCAUACAAUGACGUCUGGGAGAGCGGCGGCGAAUGGCCUGGUUACAACAAGAAAUAAAUUAACAGUUCACAUAUAGAUGUAGGCUAGAAAACUAUCUCUCUAUAUAUCCUUACCUUACUUUAAAAUAUGGUAAAUUUUUGUUAAGCAUGUUGAAGGUGGGAAAUUUUAGUUUUUGCGCCCAUCCACCUAUCUCAGAUGGACGACUGGAUACCGUGCGAAUAAAAAAACCCUUACAGUAAGUGCUCGCUGUGUAAUUCUAUUGUAAUUGCCCAUCUCAAAUCCAAUUAACCGUGUUAUUACCCAUUUCAAAUAUCUUCCAUGCUUCUUUUUAAAACCGUGUCGUAUGUGAAUUGUCAAUGCAAUAAAAUAUUAUAAUAUGUACGUA